This is a messenger RNA of Rotaria socialis, 465 nucleotides long. The record is from the annotation of a GenBank genome assembly. Lineage: Eukaryota; Metazoa; Rotifera; Eurotatoria; Philodinida; Philodinidae.
AUGGCAACCAGUUAUACUUCAGUAUCGCAACGUGAGCGUAAUGCUCAAGCUUUUUUUCCGAAUUCGGCUACGCACGCCGAUGAAUGUCGUUUCGUGUGUAUCUAUCCAGCUUAUAUAAAUGCAAAAAAAACACGAGCACAAGGUCGUCGAGUUGGCAAAGCAAAAGCUAUCGACAAUCCAUCGGUUAAUGAAAUACGGGAUAUUCUAGAGAAUGCUGGUUUAAAAGUCGUUGCAGAAGCGAAUCGUUUAUAUUGUCGUGAAGAAUCACGUGAACCGCAAUAUCGCGGCCGUGUUCGCGUUCAAUUAAAAAAUGCUGAUGGCAUAUUAUUGAAAGAACAAUUUAAAACAAAAGAUGAUUUAUUAUUUUAUCUUGUUGACAUGAUACCAAAAUUAAAAACACGCAGUGGCAAUCAACAGCAGCAGCAACAAAAUCAGCAAGGCGGCGGCAAGGGCAAGAAGCGUUAG